GGUGCGUGCAAUUUAUUAUUAUUAUUGUGGUUUGAAUAAAACCACAAAAAAUCAAACGGCGAGGAGAAAGCAACAUUAGGGUGUGUCCAGAACCAAUUGCAAUUGCCAAUUUACAACGAACUACGCAAUAGCCUCAUCCUUCUUCGACUCCCUCUGUUGUAUUUCACUGAGAGAGAGCAAAGGUUAAAAAGGGAACCACAACCAGCGAGCAUAAAUUCAUCAACAAAAGCCAUAUCAAUUAGCUUAUAUUGGAUGGCAAUAACACCUUUUGGCAGUACAUCGGCUGCACAAUGGGGAAUUCGUCCUCAGCUAUUGCUAAGAUCCAGUUUGACAGGCAAGGUUGCAUCAUCCAGCAACAACUUUCCUUGCAGUGUUAGGUUAAGCUUUUUUGCUGCAACAAGUUCAAGUUUUUUUUCUCAGAAUUCCUUGCAUAUGCUUCUUAAUGUGGGCUCAUCCCAAACAUUUAAUCGUCACAAGGGAUCGAGGUUGAUUGUUAGAGCAGAUGCAGAUUAUUAUUCUGUCCUUGGGGUUUCAAGAAAUGCUAGUAAACCUGAAAUUAAGAGUGCUUAUCGGAAGCUUGCUCGGAAUUAUCAUCCAGAUGUGAACAAAGAACCUGGAGCUGAACAGAAAUUUAAGGAAAUCAGCAAUGCAUAUGAGGUGUUAUCAGAUGAUGAGAAACGAUCCAUAUAUGACAGAUUUGGAGAGGCUGGGCUUAAAGGUUCUGGAAUGGGCAUGGGGGAUUUCAGCAAUCCUUUUGAUCUGUUUGAAUCACUGUUUGAGGGCAUGAAUCGUGGCGCGGGUCCCAGAGGUUCUUGGAAUGGAGCAAUUGAUGGUGAAGAUGAGUAUUACAGUCUUGUUCUGAACUUCAAAGAAGCAGUUUUUGGUGUAGAAAAAGAGAUAGAGAUAAGCCGAUUAGAGAGUUGUGGAACUUGCAAUGGUUCAGGUGCUAAACCAGGGACUACACCAUCCAGAUGUAGCACUUGUGGAGGUCAAGGCCGGGUUGUCUCAUCAACAAGAACUCCAUUGGGCAUUUUCCAGCAGUCAAUGACAUGCUCUUCAUGCAGUGGGACUGGAGAGGUUUCAACACCUUGCAAUACAUGUUCCGGGGAUGGUCGGGUGAGGAAAACAAAGCGGAUAAGUCUGAAGGUCCCAGCCGGUGUGGACUCUGGUAGUCGAUUAAGGGUCCGAAAUGAGGGGAAUGCUGGUAGGAAAGGGGGUUCCCCUGGUGACCUCUUUGUUGUUAUUGAGGUUAUCCCAGAUCCUGUCCUUAAACGAGAUGACACCAACAUCUUAUACACCUGUAAGGUUUCUUAUAUUGAUGCUAUCCUGGGGACUACAAUUAAGGUCCCUACUGUGGACGGAAUGGUGGAUUUAAAAAUUCCUGCUGGAACUCAACCGAACACAACACUGGUUAUGGCUAAGAAAGGUGUACCCUUGCUGAAUAAAAAUAAUAUGAGGGGUGAUCAAUUGGUUCGUGUGCAAGUUGAAAUCCCUAAAAGACUAAGCAGUGAUGAGAGAAAACUCAUUGAGGAACUUGCUGAUUUAAGCAAAGGCAAGACUGCCACUGGUAGGAGAUAAUAUUUUGUGGAACAGUGUAUCUAUCUACGUAUUUCUACUCCUGCAAGCAUUCUCCUUUCGCGAAUGAUCAUUCUUGAUUACACAUUUUCGGAGGACAAAAUAGCAGCUAUUGAACUCUCGAAUGAAACUGUGUUAGUGCCGGUGGUUUUAUUUGUUUGUCCUUGGAAACGGGCACAGAUGAAGAGCAGAAGAAAUUAGUGAUCCUUUUCUUCGUUGGAACUUACACUUGUAAUUUAUUUUAGGGUGGGGUGAUAUUGAAUUUGAUGUUAUCUUUAUUUCCAAAAAUUUGACGCUCUAAGAAAAAAAGGAAUAGUUAUUAUAUACUUACAUAUAUAAAAAGAUUUAUUCCUUAUUACCAG
This is a messenger RNA of Abrus precatorius (Indian licorice), 1937 nucleotides long. Its product is annotated as chaperone protein dnaJ A6, chloroplastic-like. Gene Ontology annotation, biological process: protein refolding; response to heat. The record is from RefSeq and is a predicted model, not a curated record. The transcript is spliced from 8 exons. Gene Ontology annotation, cellular component: cytoplasm. Bases 253 to 1578 code for a protein of 441 amino acids. NCBI's taxonomy places the organism in Eukaryota, Viridiplantae, Streptophyta, Magnoliopsida, Fabales, Fabaceae. Gene Ontology annotation, molecular function: ATP binding; heat shock protein binding.